AUGGAUCCUAGAGACGUCCCAAAUCACAGUCCCGCACAUACACAUAGCUUUUUCGACGGCAAUCCAGGUGAGCGUUGAGUUUAACAUCGUUUUGUUUAAACGUUUUUUUUCCCUGCCGGUACUUCGCCGUCUUAAAACAAUUGUCGGUGAGAUUUCGUUUUCGUUUGUUUAAGAUCCUACUUCGAAGAUAACCUCCCUUGUAGUCAACCUAAUUGUUGGUUAAGUUUCCAUAGUUCAGCCGCGAUGCAAGCUGGUCGUUAACUGUUUUAAGCUUUUGUUUUCAGGCCAUGCUAACACAGUACUUCGCUCACCUCCAUUGUCCCACGAUCCCACUUAUGGAAUGCAUCCUAGUGCAUUUCCUAUGAUGGGCAGAAGACCAGGAUUACCAGACUUCAGAGGCCCUUUAGACCCCAUUCUCGGUUCUCAGAGCAGCUUGACGUCCCCUGGAGGAUUGCAUGGGUCACUCAGUAGCACUGGGGGUACCGGCUGGUGGUUGCCUCCCCAUCCACGUGCGCAUGGAAUCACACCAGAGUACUUCACCAGUCAUCUUGGAGGAAGUUGGCUUUCUCAUGAGCACGACUGUGCAAUGGCCAAUCAUGAGAGACUAGAGGAAUGUCUGUAUCAAUCUUCCAGGUCAAGGAACUCUCUAAUGAAUGGGGUGAAUUCCUCUGGAGUGUUUGGAAGUGGAUCAGGAAUUUUUUAUCCUCCUCCAUCAAGUCCACAAUCUAUGCACAGUUUUGUACAUCAGGCAAGUCCUACUACAAGCACAUCAAAAAGUGGAUUAUCUCAUUGGAGUAGCCAUGGCAACCAUGAUGGUAAGGGUUUUCUUGACUUGGGCGAAAGUCGUGAUCUAGAUAUGAUUCCACGUUUGAACAGGAAAUCGAGCAAUUGCAGUGAAGAAGGAAAUAAUAGAGACAGUGAUGUACGACCUGGUGAUACAACAUUACUUCACAAAGAAAGAACAAAGGAUACAAAAGUUGAACGGACAAAAACCAGCAACAGCUUUUCUGAAAAUUCAGAUGCAAGAUCUGAAAAUUUGAUGCAGUCAAAUUCAAGCAGUGAAAGCAACAGCUCAUGCAGUCAAAGACAAUUGGAUCUCCCUCGACAUAGUGAUGUUAGCAACAUUCCAACUCAGCAAAGUAACUUGCCAUUAAAAAGUAAUGAUGCUAAAUCAGUUCCAAGAGUUGUUGAUGAAAAUCACAAAUCUCCUAGUGCUACAUCAGUCACUGAACCUAGCAAAGGUAUGCCAACUCCUCCAAAGCAGCAGAAGGUUAAAUCAGGUCCUCCCCCACGCUUGCAAGUACCACAAUCAAUUUUAAACAAAACAGAAGGGAUUGUUCCUACAAACCCGGAACCACAAGUUAAAGCCGGAAAAGACAUUCAAGCCCUACUCAGAGAGGAAAUGUUGAAGCCAAGCAAAAAGGGAAGUACAACCUCGGCAAAUGCUAAACCCAAGCAAUCCAAAGCAGAAGUAGCACAGAAUAUAGCCCCGAGUGAUCAUGCAGAAAAAAAGUUGAAAGCUGCAUCUUCUGAGCACAAAAUACAGAGUGUGUUAAAAGGUGCAUCUGGUACUCAGAAGUCUUCAUCUGUUACUCCCCCUAAGCAACCAAAGAUUCCAUCAGGUAAACCUCCUUUAAUUGCGCAGUUCCGUGACGUGAAGUUUGAGAAGGAUAGCAGUGAUGAUGAUAGUGACAGUAGCAAUGUUAGUAGCGGCAGUGAUAGUGGGAGUGGUAGUGAAGACGACAGUGAUGAAGGUGAGGAUGGUGAGAAUGAGGAAGAUAGCAGUGGCAGUGACACUGACACUGACGGCAGUGAUGAGGAAGAGGAAGGGGGUGAACAACAUGAUGACGAUGAAGAUGAGGAAGAUGACGAUGAUGUUGCUAUGGAUACCCAGGAAAGUGGGGCAUCUUUUGAAGAUUCCUCUUCACACAAAAGGAAAGCAGAUCAGAGCAGUUCAGGUAUAGUUUUCUUUAUUUCUUUUUUUCCCUUUUUUUUUUCUAUUUUUUCCUUUUGUAUUGUAAGAUAAAUUAUUAUUUUAAGAAUGUGUUUAGACCUUAGUUAUGAGAGUCGAGAAAGUAUGUGUGAAAUUCUUAGUGACUUAUGAUGCAACAACUAACUCUCCUUGUGGCCCAGGGGAAUAUAAGAUAAUAUGAGAGGAGAAUCUUGAAGUCUAUCAGAAGUCACAUAAAGACAUUUUUUUAUGCCCCCUUAAAAUAUGGCAGGGAAAGUGCUGAUAUAUUGAAUCGAGAAACAUAAUUCUUAUUUUAAGUCAGAUUGGUUUUUUACACAUCCCAUUUUUGAAUCAUAGUUUAUCAAGUAUCUGUUUUUCUUUGAUUGGCCAUUUAAAUGUAAAAUGGCCAGAAAAUAUGAUUACGUAAACAAGAUAAAAACUAUUCCAAGGACAUUCCUCCUUCCUGAUUGAAUCUUUAACAUUUUCAAUGUGUUAGAAAUUUAGUGAAUUACUGUCUUAAGUUUGCUUAUUUUAAUAUUAUGACAAACAGAAUUACUUUAUGAGAAUAACAACAACAACAAAGACCGUUAACUAAUUUUAACUAAAGGCAGACUUUACACAUACUUAACAUAGAUAUUUGAGACUCUGGCAGUAAUAAUAACUAUAACGUGCUUGUGAAUGUUUUUUUUUUAAAUUUUUUAACAUUUAAUAUUGUUAAUUUAAGGGUAUGCAGUUUAUUACAAAGUGUUAUUAUGUCCUUCAAAAGCUGUUCAAUAUUAUUGUAUGAAUUUCAAGUAAAUGGAAUACAAGAAUACUUCAAGGAGACCAAUAUUGAGAUAAUAAUUCUAAAUGUGAUUGCAAUUUAAAUCUCUGUAUCAACAUGUUGGACAGAGUGAAAAAAAGAAAGAUUUUUGAAUGAUCCUUACCUGAAUGAUAGAGUUGUCUUGCUUCUAAAUUUAUUAUACACUGGUAUGACUUAUGUUGUAACUGUGAUAUUGAUUAUGUGAAGGUUUCUUUUUCCUGAUUCCUUGAUUUAUAUACUUUCUUACUACAGUCAUCCAGUUUUUAACCCUUUCACUCCCUAGAUCUAAAUAGCAAUUCUCCUUACUGUCUGCCUUACAUCUCAUGAAAUGUUUGUUUCAAGAAUUUGGUGUUGAAUCAAAUGAUUAUCUGCUUGUUGAUGUUUUUCUCUAUUCUCAUCACUUGUUUGCUUUCUAUUGUAUGGAUAUUGUGAGGAGAAAUUAUGUCUUGGUCACUCGUGGUAGUGGAAGGGUUAAUGGGUGUCUUGAUAAUUUUUUUUUCCACUUAUUAAGCUUUUUUUAACAGAGUUGGUUGAUAUGAUACUUGCAGGCACUCCAAGAAAGAGGCGUCGAGCAGUUAGUGAAGAAGACGCCAAGAUUCCUCUGGCCAAGGGGUAAAAAUGGGCUGAUUUUAUUUUUGUCAUCAAUUUAUUUUGCUAUUUGAAUUAAAUUAACGUUAAGAAAACUUCAUUUGCAUUAAUGAUAGAUUGUAAUGGAGAGGAAGUAAAUGUUUUUUUGAAAAUAUUUUGAAUUGGAUUUGAAUUUCUAGAUGGAGACGGCAGACCCGCUUGCGACAAGUGGGAACAGCUGGUGGAUUAAGAGGGGAUGUUUAUUAUUUUGCUCCUUGUGGCAAGAAACUCCGCACAUAUCCCGAAGUUACACGGGUGAGUGGUAGCUUACCGAGUCUUGCAUUACUAUUACUUUUGACACUCAACAGAACAUUACGUCAACCUGGCAGUUGUGUUUGGUUUAGGUAUAAUGUUAAUUCAUGUUCUCUACCUAUUUUGCCAAAAGUAUUCAUCUCAUUAAUAUGAGAAAACGUGUUGUUUUUUUUUCCAGUACCUUAACAAGAAUAGUAUCACUGAUGUUACCACAGACAACUUCAGCUUUAGCACUAAACUUCAUAUUGGAGAGUUCUUGGAAUGCAAAGAGGUAUGGUGUUGCUAGUCAUGAAACAUGAUUCAUUUGUAAUAAUGGGUUUGUAAAAUCAUUUUGCUACUGGAGUCUUGCAGCCAAUUGAUUCAUGGAAAAAGUCUGCUAGGAUGAGUACUUGUUCAUUCUGUUUUGCCUGAAUUUCUCUCGUCUAUUUACCAGGGGUCUGUGUUUGAGCCUCUGACAGAAGAGGAAGUAAAACAAAGAAAGCAGGCAGAAGAUGAAAAGAACAGAGUUAGGAUGGAAAAACUCCACAAGAAACAAGAGAAGAAACAAAAACAAGCAGGUAGGGAUUUUUUUUUUUUUAACCUGAAGCAAGAGGUGUGGAUGGCAUUGUAUUUUGAUAGUGUCACUCACAUGGAGUACAGUCAAACCUUUCUUAUCUGGACCUCAAUCAUGCUACUUUUCCCUGGUCCCAGUUUUUUCAUGUUGUUGGUUUGAUUUAAUUACACUUGUUGCAAAUACUUUUGGGAAUCAUUAAUGCUAAUAUCACUCACACAUUCCCUUCAGGGAAUUUGGAGAAGUUUUACACAAUGAUUUGAGGAUAUGCUUUAAUUCAUGCAUGUUAUUUAUUAAAUGACUUGUUUUCUCUUUUAAGUUAUUCAGUUUCAUUUUUUGCACAUUGAUAUUCUUAUCUUUGAGUAUUCGAACUCUCAAUUAUCUGGACUAUUCAGUGCAGUCCCCACCAGUCUGGAUAAUCAAGGUUUGACUGUGCUUAUAAGUAAUUGUGAAAGGGAAAACUUCAAAGUUUGGGAGCAGUAUUAGAAUAUUUAAGGACAAAUGUUGUCAUAAAAUAAUUCUUAUCAUCAUUAUUAUUAUUAUUUUUAUUAUUAUUUAAAAGUAAUCAUAUUACACAUUAAAGCAUAAUGUUAUGAUUAAAGAAAUUUAAAAAAAAAAAAAAUGAUUAUUUAAUUAUUAUUUUCAACAUAUUAUGAUUGGUAUCACUGUGAAAUGAUAAAGUUGUAACAUUAAACUGACUGAGUAGAAAAUUAAGUUGUCUUGGAUUUUCACACAUGGUUUACCUUUUAACUCCAAAGGUUUGAUGGCUAAUUCUCUCCUCUAGCUACAUCACAUUUUCUUAUAAACAAGUUAUGAGAAUUUGGUGUUGGAUAAAGAUAACUUUUACCUGACAAGUAAAGUAACGUUGUGUCUUGUAUGCUGGAUCAUGUGUGGAUAUAAUAGGGAGAAAUUACAUUUCAAUCCCUUCCAGGAGUUUAAGGGUUAAAACAAGUUAUGAACAAGUGACUCAGAUCACUCCAAAUUUUUUUGUUGCAAAAUUGAAAAAAAAACUAAGUUUUGGUGAAGAUAUGCACCUCAAAAUUACAAAAUAAUUCCAUGUGAUAAGGUAAUAAUUUUUUUGUGGCUGUUACCAAACCUUCUAUGACUGCUUCUAGAAAGAAAAGACAAAGGCUGACCCCUAGUUAAGGGGUUUGAGUUUUACUCUAAAUUUGAUUCAGUGAAAGUGAUUUCAAUCUUUCAAUUUUCGAUCUGAUUUUGAUCAGAGAUGUUGCAGAAGGCAGCUGAAGCUAAACUUGUAAGAAAGGCUCAACGGCAAGCUGCUAUGGAUGCCGCUAAGCUGGCCAAGAGAGAAAGAGGUUAUUUAAGACUAAUGUUGUUAAUCUCAUUGAUAGGACUGUCUGUAACACAGGUUAGGGUGUAAUGGGGCAAACGGCUGGACUCUAAUUUACAGAAAAAUUUGACGAGACUGAAUUGAUAAUUUACAAUGAAAGAAUUUGGGGAAAACUAUGAUCCACCUCAACCUGUGUGAAGCAGUUCUAUUUGAAUUUACUGUAAUCAUGUUAAUAAUGAAUUUUGAGAAAAAAAAAUUGUCUUUUGAAACUGAAAUUUGGGGCUGUUUUGUACUGAAUUCAAUCUGUCUUGAACAUGUGAUCUUGCUGCCUUUGUUGAUUAACACUUGUACUUUUAACCAAGCUUUUAGGCUCAUCUAAAUCAUGUCAAUAUUUAAAAAACCGACCAAAAUUUAAAAAAAUUCUUAUAAACAUGUUUACAGUAAAUUGUACUUUAGCAUGUAAGCAGCAUAUGCCAUCAGCAGUGUAAUGCGAUGGCAUUUGUAUACUGAUCUAAAUCCCUCAAGUGUGUCUUGUAAAACAGAUCUAGAACUAAACUGAUUCAGCAGUUAGUCAGAACCUGUUUGUAAGACACACUUGUCCUGUUAAUGUUGUAUUUUCCUUUUGGCCAUGUUUGACCAUUUCAUUUCAGAAAUGGCCCAAAAAGCAGCUGCCGUUAAACGGCUUGAAAAAAGUCAACGUCAAGCUGCUCAGGAAGCAGUUAAGAUGGCCAAAAGAGAGAGAGGUUUUUAUCCAAUUCACAUCUUUAUCAUUUGGUGGCAUUGCACUGCCUCUGCGAACUUAAACUGAUGUUAUGAAUGCUGUAGUUACAGGGGUUUCAUGAAAUUUUUUCCAUUAGCAGCAGCUGAUGGUGUAAUAGGACACCACCAACUUACCACUGGAUUUAGGUGGUCGUUGGUCAUCACUUUUGACAGUUAAAGUUAAAUUGCUGAACAUCAAGGUUCAGGUUCUACACAGCAGUUGUGUUUUCGUCCCAGGUCAAGUGUGUGUCAUGAUGGCAAAAAGACUGCUAGUGAUGUUGUUCUCCUUACAUGGGAUAGCUUUAUUUUGAACUUAUUAGAAGUGUAAUUAUCUGGUGAUAUCAGAGAAGCAAAUGAUUAUGAAUUGAAACUUCAUUCUUGUGCCUGAAAUGUUUUCAUUUAUUUCCUUGUAGCUGAAGCAAGAAUUAGGAAUAAGGCAAUGAAACGAGAAGCCCUGCUGGCAGCGCGAGAGGCUAAAAAGGAAAGGGGUUAGUAUAGAGAAUACCUCUGAUCUCUGGUGUUAACCAUUUACACCCCAACAUUGGUAUUCAUAUACUCCACACUGUUCACUUUACGUUUCUUAUGGCAUUGAUAAGGAGAAUUUUUUUUUUGACAAUCGAGAGCUUCCAAAAUUGAUGAUUAUUUCUAUUAUUCCCAAUAACGGUUACAUUUGAUUCAAGGGAGAGACUGUCAGGAGAAAUUAGAAGCUAGUCACUCUGAUGGGUUGAAAGCAAGAAGAUUUCAAUUUUCCUAUUUAUUGUUUGUAGUGAGGAUGCUGGCUGAACAGAAGCGACUUGCCAAAGAGAGAGCAAGAGAGCAGAGACAGCAGGUGAGUGUGAAUUAUUUCUUCAGGUCUUAUCUUUGGGAUCAUUCCCUCCUGCACCCUAUCAUGGUUAAAGUUGUUGGCAUCAGUCCAUCUUUGGAUUGGUGGUGUAGCACUGGAUUGUUCAGUUGAGUCUCUGAAACACUCUCCCUUAACCCUUGACACCCUAACAUUAGUAUGCAUAUUCUCCAUACUGUUCUUUAUACAUUUCCUUUGGUGCUGACAAGGAGAAUUCUUUUAACAAUUCUAGUUUUGUAGUUUGGCAAUCAUUCACUAAUUCUCCUAAUUUUAAUAAAUCAAUCAGCACUAUUAUUGUAAGGAGAAAUUAGAUGCUGGUCACUCGGAGGGUUUUAAGGGAUUAACUGGCUGUAGAGGUGCAACCUUGAAUGGUAGUCUCUUGCACAGAUGUGAAGUUGAAAGAAUACUGUGCUCAGGAAGACUCUGCAUGAGCCUUCCUACUGUCUUUGUUGUUCGGGAUUUGGUCAUUCCUGGCCAGGGUGUGGCCCUUCAAAUAGUCCUCCUGCAGGUGGCCUUGGCAAGUGCUCUUACAACAACAUUUUCACAUGUUGUUUCAGGCUCGGCGAAAGAAGAAGGAAGAUGCUGCUAAUGCUAAGUAUGAGGAUGCCAUGAAGAAAGCAAAGGUAAAUGAAACUUGCUUGGCUUUGAGAAGUAGUAGUAUUGGUGGAGAAUUACCUCAUCUUUAUCGCCAAACAUUGCGUUACUAUAUUCUGCUGUGCACUGUCAGGAUUUCCAGGGAAGUUUAGCAUCUUGCUGGAAACUUCAAGAUAUCUCAAUUGUGAAAAGGUUGUGGUUAUUCCUGCUGGUGAAGUGAGUGAAACAGCAUUGUGAAAAGGUUGUGGUUAUUCCUGCUGGUGAAGUGAGUGAAACAGCAGGCUGGAGCUUAUCUGGGUUUCCUUAGCAUGAAGCAACAAGAGUUAUCACUACCCCUCCCCCUUCCUGAAUGAAGGAAGAUUGCAAGUUUACCCCCAGCAUCUCAUCAGGAUUCCUUUACAAUUUGCCAGUACCCAUUUAUACUGCUGGGUGGAGAGAGACUCUGAGAGUAAAACUUGUUUUGUUCAAGGACUUGUCACAUUGACCUUGACCCAUUGACCUUGACCCAUUGACCUUGACCCAUUGACCUUGACCCAUUGACCUUGACCCAUUGACCUUGAACCUAGACCUCUUGACCCAGAGUCCAGCACACUAAACUUAAGGCCACUGGGUCUUUCACAAGAAAAACAUUGGUAAUGAAGGAUUAUUUUUUGUCUCACAAUGUGGCUACUUUUGAUGUGCUUCAUGUUGUUUGACUGCAUUUGGCUUGUCUCCAUCAGGCGGGAGAUGGAGAUCACUGGUUUGACCAGACAAAUGAUAGGUAAUGAUUUCUAAUUUUUCUGUUUUUCCCAGGAAAGGGAACUUAAACGUCAACAAGCAGUUCUUCUCAAGCAACAGGAAAAGGAACAGAAAAAGCAGCAACAAAUGAUGAUCAGAGCUAUUGAAUCCCAAAGGAAACAAGAGGUGUGCCUAGAUUAACAUAAUGUAAACAAAAAUAUGAACCAAUAACUGAUAUUGAUCCCUAAGACAUGAAUAACGGGCCAACAUGUGGUGCUCAGACACACAUGGAACUGCUGUCAGGCAGACCUUCAGAUAGGCAAUGCAAGCAUACAUGUACUGAUGGAGAGACAGACAGACAGACAGUCAGACAGACAAAAAGGGAGAGGGGGCUGCAGUUGUGCAUAGAAACAGAGAUGGACAGAUUAACCAAGAGACAGACAGAACUACAGAGGGACAGGUUUGCACCCAGCCAGAAUGAUCAACAGACAGACAGACAGAAAGAUAUGAAAACAAAGAGGGACCAGCAAUCUAGCAUAGAUAGACAGAUGAACAGACAAGCAGAUGCUCAGACAGACAGAUCAGCAGAAAGACAAAUGGGCAGGCAGACAGACAAAAAGAAAAAGGGACAGUCAGUCCAGCAUACAUAGUCACACAGUUGGACAGUUAAACAAAGGGACAGGCAGAAGUACAGAAGGGAAAGUCAUCAUGUAGACAGCCUGACCAACAGAUAGACAGACAGACAGACAGACAGACAGACAGACAGACAAACAUCACUGCUGAUUGACAUGUGAUCACUUACCAAACUCAACUCUUUAAAUGAACUGUAAAAUUGUUUAUAGUUAUAAUUAAAUACCUCUCUUUCUGGUUUGAUUUCAGGAACGUGAGAGACUUAAGGAAGAAAAGAAGAUGGAAAAGAAGUUACUGAGAGAGAAGAAGCUUGUAAGAUUUAGUAACUUUGUGUGAUAGGUUUACUUUUGAAAAUACAGAUUAAGACAAAUGUGUGGGAUUUGUUCAGCUGUGAUGUCUCUAAUGUGUGAAAAGAUUGUGUAGAACAAUCAUAUUGAUUUUGUGAGUUGGAACAAAAAUGCAUGUGAUUUUUUUUUUUUUUUUUUUUUUUUACACAGGAACAAAAGAGAAGAGAAAUGAUCUUAGCUCGCGAACUGAAGAAGCCAGUAGAAGACAUGGUGCUGAAGGACAGUAAGGUAACCAGACAUACACUGCUCUAUAUUGAAAUAAUUUGAAACAAUUUUCUCAAGCAUUCGGAUUUUCUACCAGCUGUGCUACAGAAACCUUUUUGGUGGGUUACACCAUAUACUAAAUUCAGAUAUAACAAGAAUCCUUGGUUCUGCCCUGAUAAACAUUGUUGAAAGCAUUGAGAUUUAGAAAGAAAACCUUGCAAAUUUUGAGCUUGGUUUUUGAACAAAAGCAAUUGAUGGUAAAGAACAUUUUGAGCAAGAAUGGAUGAAAGCUUAAUAGCUUGAAAUAUAGACACCUUAUUUUAUGGUUUAACAUGUGAUGUGGGUAGACAUUUUGCAAGUCCUUAGAAGUAAUGAAAAAAGUGAGCAGUGAGCAAAAUGUCUGCUUCAAUUUUUGUGUAUUUUGUUUAAAUAUAUCCUAAGGCCAAGAAACACAUGUGUGGAUCAUUCAGUGUGGCCAUUUUGUUGUUCCACUUUUCGUCUGUAUUUUUGUUAUGUUCUACUUUGUAAUAGACUUCUAUGUUGAAAUACUCUCCUUCUCCUGCAGGCUUUGCCAGAGUUGAUGCGAGUGUUAGGUCUCCAGAUACCUGGUGGGGCAUUUGCUGACUUACUGAUGGUGCAAGAGUUUGUACACAACUUUUGUGAUGCUUUAGAAUUAGGUAAGAAAUUCUCUAGUGCUAAAAAUUGGCCAAAACCUUGUAAUCUCUGUACACUGUUGAUGUAACUUAGUAGCUUGAAUACAGAGUUCACUUGAACAGUUUUCACUUUGCUCAGAUUCUACAGAUAUCCCCUCUCUUUGGGAGAUGCAAUCUUCCUUGUUAAAUGAUAGCAGUGAGGAUGUUCUAGUACCACUUUGUCAGAGUCUUCUCAUUUCUGCUCUGGAGGAUCCAGGUUGUGAGGGCCCAGAUGUGAGUUUUGACUGAUUGUUUUUAUUUUUGUCUGAGCACUAAUUGAGAUGUAUGCUCCAGAAACAAAAUCAUUUUCUGUCCUCGUUAAACUUAUUUUUGUUAUCUGUCAACAGUCUUUCACUGUGUUAGGAGUUGCAUUGUCCAAAGUGGAGCUGAAUGAGACGAAUUUCUCUGAAGUGUUGAGACUUUUUAUACUGGCAAGAAAUGCGGGAGACCCACAUCCAGUAAGAAACAGUGUUAAUAAUUUUGAGUAUGAUGUACCUGCUAGUGCAUACACAUUAGUGUCAAAAUCUUCUGAAAGCUUUGGACAUUUUUAGUAGUCGUAAUCGGACUGUCUUUGAUAAUGUUCGAAAGUUGUCACUUUUUUGUUAAAUUUGGGCAAACAUGGGUAUGAAAAUCAGAAUUAUUGACUUGGGUAAAGUUGAUCAAUGCAGAAAACAGUUAAAACAUGGGAGUAAAAGUUUAUUGUGAAACUGCAUGGGUGAGGGUUUUCCUGAAAACAAGUUUUGGCAACUAUGUCAAACUUGAGUCUGAUUUUGAAUUCAGCACAGGGUGUUGGAAAGCUGCAAAACUCUGGAACAAAAAUGUAUCUUUCACAUCGGCACUAUUAAUUCCCAGGGCAUCAACGAACACUCUUCACUGAACAAAUUAAUUGUAGCGUUUUUCACGUUGCCUUGUUCACGCCAGAAAGGUAUCUCCAUCUCUCAGUAUAUAACCAACACAAAACCCCAAAUUCCUCUAUUUGCUCUUACAAAGAGCUAACGGUCGGAUCGUCGGCGUUAGGAACUCUCUACGAUGGCCAUUUUUACAUUAUCAACUUACUCCCCUAAUUAUUUUGCGAUUUGGUUUGUUUUCAGCUUGCAGAUGCUCUUGUUAGUACUCCUUUUCAAGCGCUGACCACGUCAGACAAGGCUGGAGUUAUGGCGUAUCUUUGCAAUGAGCUACUAUGUAGCAGAAAUAUCUGCAAGUACGAUUAUUAAUCUGCUACAGUUACACUACUUUAGCCUGUGACCAGGUCCUCAUUAUGGGGCCUUAAGCGAUGCGAGUCGACGAGAGGUCUGGAUGCUACUGAUUAUUAGUGCUAGACCCUCGGCAAACCUCUUCACGACUCGUGUCCAAUCUUUUCGCGAGCGUCCUGCGGCCCUAUUUUGAGGGCCUGCUCGUAGGCUAAAGUCGCUUGGUUGCUGGUCUCUGCUGAUUCCUCUAAUCCUCAAAUAGUCGAUAAAGGUUGAUCUUGAUGAACUGUUUUUUUUUCCUAGGGAAAUUGAAAGUAGCAUUGAGCACAUGUCGAACCUACGACGUGACAAGUGGGUUAUAGAAGGCAAAAUAAGAAAGUGAGUUCAUCGUUUGUAAUUUGUAAUCUGUUUUUGUUACAUUACUAGAGAGUUAAUUAUAUUUUUCUUCGUGUUUAGGUUGAAGGCGAUUCAAGCAGAGAAGUAUCCUGUUGUGAAGGUGAAGAAGCCGCCAGGACGUCCCAGAGUUGUGGCGGACCCUGAUGCCGAGAACAGCAACUCUGUAGCGGACGACAGUAUGCAGGGGAAUGAGGAUGAAGAAGAGGAAGAAGAAGAAGAAGAGGAAGAGGACGAGGAAGAUGAUGAUGACGACGAUGGAGAGGGGGGUGGUGAUGGGGCGCAGUCCAGUGAGGAGUCUGAAGAAGAAGAUGUGAGUUGGCGCAUAUUGGCGCAAUUUGGUUUUGGACUCGAGAAUUUUAUUGCGUUGAUUAGAGCAAAGCCCGAAUCAGCUAUAACGCGAUAGAAAUCUCAGCGAAUAAUCUAAUUGUUUUGGUAGGAAUCUUAAUAUUUUUUUGAAGUAGUGGACAUGAGUAAGCGUUUGUUGUUAAUAGUAUAGUGCACUUCAAUAAUAGCUGGGUGAAUGUCUGAUAUAGAGAAAUUUUCUAUUUCUCGGUAGGAUGCCACUGAACCCACGACUCAAGAGGAACUUGAAAGAAGGCUUAAAAAGCUUGAAAAGGUGAUUUCUUGCACUGUGUAAUAAAGAUAAUCAUGAUGACGCUGGUGUGAAACUGCCACUGAAUUUCCUUAACAUAACAGCACUUUUCAAUGGCGUCGAAAGUAAUCCAAGACUGCAUUGGUUUUAUUUUCGCUCUGUAAUUGGUCCAGAAAACUCGCGCCACUCUCUCAAUCAAUCAGAUGCAAAACUUAAACCAAUCACGGCUUAAUGGCCCGCGUUUUCCCGCGUCUUAGGCUGAUUAGUUGUGUUUAAUUUGAGUUCCCAUUGGCUCUCAAAGGUAUUUUUCUAUCGUCCAUCAUAAUUAGUUUUUGUCUUUUUCCAAUCGAGUAUCUUACUCUGUAAUGAUGAAAUUUAUUGCUCUUCUUAUUAACUCACAGAAACAUGCACAAUUCCGUUCCAAAUUGUUUGGUUCAUCACAUGCCCUGAGAGCUCUCUGCCUGGGUCAGGAUCGGUAUAAAAGACGCUACUGGAUCCUUCCUCAUGGAGGAGGUGUUUUUGUUGAAGGAAUGGACACUGCAGAAAAAGAAAUAGUACUUGAUUUAAAGUCCGAGGGCGAAGAACCAAAUGAGAGUAUGCAAGUUGAUGGAAUAAAACAAGAACCUAAAUUGGAGCAGGGGAAAGAAGGUGUAGUUGGAAAUCAUACCGGUGGAGAAGCAAGCCUGAAAUCCCCCACAAACACUUCACUCAAAUCUCCUCUCAAAUCGUUGAACGUGUCUUCAUCUUUAGAGAAUAUUUCCAAAGCAGACACUAAUACUGGGAACGGUGCUCCAUCAGGCGACGAUAAAGGAGGCGUGAAUAACAUUAAUGGAAAUGCGCAAGGUCAAACAGCGCAGCCGAAGCUUAACAACACGUACAUUCCGAUGGCGGCGAGUAGGAAUGCUAUGGAAAUUCAACGCAUUGAAAACCUCUUUAGAGAUGAAGCGUCAACUUCAAAACCUGAUCCAUCACACCAGAAACUUUUAAACGUAACACAGGGACAUGACGGAAAAAGUAGACCUUGGUUUAAACUGCUACCGCGCAUGCCCUGCGAUGAGACUUCGCUGACUCUCUCUCAUAGUCCCGGCAGUGGGCACUUUGUACCAACCUACAGCAAGAGAGGUGGAGAUGCAGAGAAUGGGAGCACCCCUCCGCCCAAACGUCCUCCGGGUCGACCACCAAGGAUUUCCAAUCCGAGUUACGACAGCGCUAAUCGGGUAGCAAGCCCUCAGAGUAGCGCCUUACUACAAAACGUCGCUAAACAAACGACAACGAUUCAGUUCCUUCCUCAACUACCUGUAAAGAGGCCCCCCGGAAGGCCCCCGAAAUCGUCCUACCAGACUGUGAAUUUGGUGUAUUUUGAUGGGCAUCCCGGGGGAGACUUGCCAACAUCAACUCUGGCGCUCAGUACUCAGUCAGCGUCAACCAUGUCGCUGUCAUUUGAAGAGUUGAAGAAGAACGUUUUGGAGUCUCUUAUGCAGGAACCUGCUCCUAUCCCCCCUGGUUAGUCUUAAACCUUUACCUCUCAAGAUCUGAUUUUUAACUCUCCCCUCCAGCUGCUAUAUAUUUCCUUGUAAAUUAGUUACGAGAAUUUAGUGUCAGAUCAAGAUAACGUCUACCUGAUAAGUUUGAGUAUUCUCGUUACCUGUCUUCUGGAUAAUGUAUGGAUGUUGUAGGGAGAAGCUACAUGUUAAUCACUUCCGGAAGUUAAGGGUUAAUGUCGGCCUUACCUUGUCACAAGAAAGUUUCUAGUGAUUGAAAAUCUUAAGAUCUUUGAACUUCUUAUCUAGCUGUGUUUCCUCAAGAACGAGCAUUACUGUUUAAAACUUUAUUUUUUGGGUGGAAAUGUCUCGAAACUAAAUUGAUCAACUUUAAUGAAAAAGUCGCCGUCUCGAGUCUUGUUGAGAGCUAUUGUUACACUGAAGGACGUCUAGGCAAGAAGAUCUUUUCCUUCUGGGAGUUAAGCCUUUUAAUCCCAAAUUGUAUGUACAUGUAUCAGUUCUUCUAACUGUUUGCCAUACAUCAAUGUUCUCAGAGUUACAACAUGGUUGGUGGAGGAUAACAGACCCUGCCCAAGUGAAGGAGAUUGUAAAAAUUCUACACUCGAGGUAAAGAAACAAUUUCUUUAUACUUCACGUUUCUGACUUGUCUUUUUAUCUGCAACGGAAAAGCUACGAACUUGAAUUACCCGUCCACCACGAGUGAAAAGUAAAAUCCUUUCUCGUUCAGCACCGAAUGUUUGUAAACUAGCUUUUUUUUGUUUGGUUGUUUGUAUAGUCAAUGCCUGGUUUUGAUUUGCCUUGCAGAGGAAUAAGAGAAAAGAUUCUCCAGAAGAAUUUCCAGAAGUAUUCAGAGUAUGCCAACAGCUCAUGCACAAAGGGCGACCGAGGUGAGUGACGUCACUUUAAAAACAAGAACUGAAAGUAAUAGCAGUCAAAGCGCGGGAAAACGCGGGCGACCAAGUCGUUAUUUGUGUCAGUUUUUCAUCUGAUUGGUUGAGAGAGUGGUGUGAGUUUUCUGAACCAAUCACUGAACAAAGGAAAGGAAAACCAAUGCAAUCCAACGCAUUGGACAUUUGAUUGAACAUUGCUCUAACCGUGGAAUUAUCACUGGUAUAAUUAACAGUUAUUCCAUGAGCGAGCGUUGGAUUUGAGAUGGUAAAUAGCCAACGAAGUUUGUAGCGCCGAAUUGGUUAAAACCAGUCUCGUAUCCAACAAGCGCGAAUGAAAUAAUGGUUGUAUUAAUUUUGAUUUAAGCUUAAACGUUUGGAUAUUUAGAGCCUUUUUUCAGCUCCGUAGCAGUUGGCGCAAUGCAUUUCCAUACAAGUUGACUCGGAAUAUUAACUGAUAACCGGGGUUGAGUAAACCAAUCAGCACACUAGAAAUGCUUUUAUUGCUUUUUAAUCUAAUCCUGUUUUCCAUUUUUUUGUGAUAACGAAAGUUGAGAGCGAUUCUGAUGAUGAUGAUGAGAAGCAACAAACAUUGACCACAUCUGAGAAAAACAAAAACGUUCCCUUCGAGGAUAAAACGUUUCCAGAGGUAGCGUUUGCCGUCGACAAAGCAAUUCUGAGAGAAGUUGAGGAGAUGGAAGAAAAAGUGUUCACUGCAAGUUUGCAAGUCAAGGUAAAGAAUCGUUUACAGUUCUUCUAAUGUAUCCAAUCUGGGGCCUCUCUCUUUCUAGCUAUUUGAUUUUCUUUAUGGCUAAUGCCUCUCCAAGAGGUGUUGCUGGGCUGGCCGCUGAAACAUUUCUGGAGAAAAUUUUGUUAUAUCGACUGACGGACGUUUGGAGAAGCACCCUACAGAUUUUCGACUGAUCAGUCUUGCAUGUCCUUGUUGUUUCGUAGGGUUGGAGGUUGCCUACCAAAGCAUCGAAGGGACUGAGUCAUAACUCAAGUUCUGGUAAGCAUGGAUUCCGCAGUUUUAAGACUUUGUGAAGCUCAAGAACUUAACCGAGUACAAUUUAGAGUAUUUUAACGAACUUAAAGUAAACAAGCACAGUGUGCAAAGCGCGGGAAAACGCGGGUGACCAAAUCGUCAUCGGUAGAUUUAAAUCUGAUUGGUUGACAAAGUGCUGCGAGUUUUGUGAACCAAUCACAGCGAAGUAAAGCAAUUCAAGCGGUCCAGGAUUUCUUUCGACACUCAAGUGGAAAUUUCUUAACCCUUAAACUCCCAUGAGUGACCAAGACAGAAUUUCUCCUUACACUAUCAAUACAAUAUCAAGCAGACAAGUGACAAGAAAAAAGAAAACCAUCAAAUAGGGGAUAACUAGUUGAUCCAAAACCAAAUUCUCCAAACUAACAUCAAAAGAAAAACUGUGUGGUAGACAGUAAGGAGACUUACUAAUGAGAUCUCUGGAGUUAAAGGGGUAAAUGCUUUAAUGUUUCAAAAGGUUUGUGUAUAUAAUAUCUAUGUUGCUUUCCAGAAUCGAAUUCGGACUGUGAAGAAAACCAAAGUCCUUUAGCUAUUGCCAUAACAAGACUCCUUGCAUUAGAACAGGCCGUAGAGAGACGUUAUCUGAAGCAUCCGUUGAGGAAUGAGUAAGUUGUUCCUGCAUUUCAGUAGUCUUUUAUCUUCUCGGAAAAUUUGAUGAAUUCAAGGUUCAAAAUUCAGGUAAUGUAUUAUCGAAAAAAAAACUUGCAAUCGUCCCUCAAGGAGAAUUUUUGAAAACCUGUGAAAGCCAGUAAUUAAUCAUUUUUGUCUCAGUGUUUUCAUCUUGAUGUAGACGGUCACGCUGAAACUUUUUGACGCAGAUGAACUCCCAUCAGGAGACAAACCCGAAACAAAUCUAAUCGGUGGUAAAAACGCCAUUUUGGAGCACGAUUAUUCCCCCUAUGCUUCAGGUAAUUGACACGCAAUGUCCCCAUAACUGAAUAUGUAAACACUACGCUUCAAAUGCUUCUUUUCAGCAAACUCCACAUCCCCACAAACAUUGGAACUGCAGCUGCUCCAGGAGAAGUGCCCUCAGGUGAGGUUUUUUCUUUCCCUCUUUUUCUCAUUUCUAUGUUUAUAUAUUUAGUUUUUAUUUUAAGUUUUUUUUUGCUGUUUUAUUUUAAUGCCUCUUCACGUAAACCCUGGUAGAAAUUUUCUCAACCUUUUUUAUAUCCUUCUAACAAGAGUCUUUUGCCUUUGUAGAGGAUGGUCAGCCUAAAGAAGCUGAGAAGUCAGAGUAAGUCACCGACUGCAUUUAUAUGCUAUCAAGUUAUAUUUACAAGUCGAGAAUAAUUCGGAAAAAUCAUAACUUGCUAAAUUAUCUUCCUCACGGUGCUCUAAGCAAUUGCACAUCAAAGGACUAUGAUUGGCAAAACAUUGUGUUAUCACUUAUGUUUUAUUUUUGAAUUUGAUUGGUUGAUAAACUGGCGCAAGUUUGUGGAACCAAUCACAAAGCAAAGAAAAGCUAAAUCAAGGAUUGUUUGUUGUAGUAUUACUGAGGAGGAGAUAAUGACCCCGGCACUGAAGAUCUGGCGCAAUGCAGUGGUGACAUCACAAUCCGCCUCUCAGUUGGCCAUGUGUCUGAAUAUGUUGUAUGACUGUGUGGCUUGGGAGAAGUCCAUCAUGAAGGUGGUAAGUAAAUGGGAUGGGUUUGAUGGAGUCCAUGCGUGCUUGACAUUUGACAAAGAUGAGGAAGCCCUGGGUGUAGCCAAGGGGGGUGGGUUUGGGUGGUAUAGAAUGCAUGAUAUCACCGUCUUCGUUAAGUUAAAGUGAUAGUUUUGUUUAGUAACUGACUAAGCAGUCAUUACGCGCGCUGUGAUUGGUCAAUUCAACGGGCGGGCUGCACUCCGCCGCAUGGCUCUUGGAGAUGUGAAGCUUUUGCGGAAAUCUUCCGUUGUACAUUGCCACUGUUCUUAUUUACUGGUUCUUAAAAAAAGUCGGGUUUUACCGGGAUGGGUCUUGUUGUGUGCGAGACUCAAGUUGUACGAGUCAAUCGUGGUUGGUCUUAAAGCGUAAUUUCCGGGUGUUGACAAUAGAUCUGUACUACUUUUUUGAAUAGUUCUGUCAGAUAUGUCGCAAAGGCGACAACGAGGAAUUACUGCUGUUGUGUGACGGAUGCGACAGAGGAUACCACACCUACUGCUGCAUGGUGAGUUCGUGAUAUUAACAGCCCGUUAUACUCUAAGAGAAUUCUACCGUAAGAUCUCUGAUAUAUGAUGCCAUAUUAACUGUAAGUUGAAAUGUUAGGUUACAUAUUUUCACUUCUCACGUUGAUCCUCAGAGACUUAGUCCUUGCUCAAAUUUUCACUUUCAAUGCAAUCUGCAACCCCUACCAUGAUUGACGCAUAUCCUUUUACUGAAGUAUGAAAAUUCUAAAGUUGUCCUUUUCUUUUUUUUUUUCCAGCCUAAGCUCUCGUCGAUACCCGAAGGAGACUGGUACUGCACUGACUGUAUAGUUCUGGUAAGUAUGCCUUACUGUUCACAGUCUCUUUCCGCGCGAUGCGAACGCGAGGCGCGACUGGUUUAGCGUGAGGCUUCUUGUGUGCUCUUCGUACUCUUACCUUCCUCCGCUUCCCUCACAAUUUUCGCUUCGCAUCUCUCCGUAACAUGCGCACCCUAUCAGGAAAAAAGGUAACAAAAUAUAGAGCAUUAAACUUUCACGAGAAUGUGAACAGCACCUCCUUUAUCUCGCUGUGUUCAUUUGCGUGCCUAGGCAGCAAUGCAGGAGUUUUUUUAGGGGAGAGUGAAUCAGUGUUUUAAGCGCGUGAUCAUUCUUUGUGACGCCAUGUUUGGUUCAGAGUCAAGGGGACGGAGAGGGCAUGGUGCUUACAAAGGCAAGAUGUCCGUUUUCUUGCACUUUUUCUCCCAUUAUAGUUUUCUCUCACCAGUCUCCCACUUCUUAACAUGUCCAGGAUUGCGGCAAGACUUUCCACGAAGAACUAGGGAGCGUUUGUUGGCCUAAAAUGCGUUUGGGAAAAUGAUUGGUUAAUUUUCUACCGCAAUUUUAUGGACAGCUGUUUUACAUGAAGUUCUAACUGUCGUAUUUAAUUUCAGGCUGCUGGAAGCGACAACUGCUGUAUGUGCGGAGGGGCUACAGGAAAAAUGGCCAAGUGUGACAACUGUCCAAGAAACUUUCAUUUACAGUGCCUCGAGCCGCCGCUGAGCAAGUGAGAAUUCUGUUAUAAGCAAUCCACUCAGACAGUGACAACCAAUCAGUGGGUAGAAAUGAAACUAUAGAUUCCGACAUAUCAAAUGUUCGUUACAAAACAGUGAAAUUUCAUCUUUUUCGUUGAUCGAUGAUCUUUACGUCACUGCGGUGUCAGCAACCUGUGUAGUUCAACUGGAAUAAGUUUAUGUUUCUGACGGGUUCCUUGGCUGACUUAGGUCAUAAAUGAGAACAAAGUAAUAUAGUGUCGCUCGUAAAUUUGUAUCGGCAAAUUGUAAGCAAGGUUUUUGUUGCCGCGUCUAGUUGACGCUUGAGAUGAGCUGAUCGCUUAGGUCAAGGAAUAGUGUCUCUCCAUCCAUUCCCCCCUCCCUCCUCCCUCCCCCUCCCGCUUCUGGCCUAUACGCACAUACACACACAUUACGUGUAUUAAGUGUUACUAACCAACAAACCGUGAGAACAGCGUGCUAGGACCAUCGGAUGAGAUGGGGGGGGGGGGCAUAUCGUUUAGGGGAGGUGCUGGGGGUCCUUCAGGAACAGAAGUUUAUAGCUGGUGCCUUUUUUCCAAGAAGAUUUUCUAUGUGUUUUCAUGCUCAUGGAGUUCUUUUCAUAUAAUAGGGUUCCAAGGGCGUCGUGGACGUGUCCAAACUGCAAAAGAGUAGGUUUACAGCUUUGUGUCUUAUCUGGUUGCUGCAUAUAAAUUUUUUUAGGAUCAAGGAAACCACUCGAUAACUAACAUGUUUUUCUUUCUUUAUCGUUCUAGAAACGUAGCAAACCACGGAGGAGGCGAAAGAUUAAGGACGAUGACGAGGAGGAAGACGACAGGCGACCUCUCACCCCUCCCCUUAAGGAGGAAGUUCGCCCUCACGCCAACCGGAAGCAAGCUUCCAAAGACAUGGCGCCUUGCCGCAUGAUCCUGGCGGAAAUGGAAAAACACGAGGACGCCUGGCCUUUCUUAGUUCCGGUCAAUCCUAAACAGGUGAGAUCACACUCGCUGUUUCCUUUAAUUUUAAACUCUUGAGUGAGUUACCAGUUGUUGGCUUUCGUGCCCAUUAACACCGUGUGGGAGAGGGUGGGGUACACUAGGGUAUGCGUGGAUUAUAGAGCAAGCCUGUAAGCAAUGCAAAUUAGCUACCUCGGUAAUUUACUCACUCUCCGUCUCACUCUAGUUUCCAGAAUAUUAUAAAAUAAUCAAGAGACCAAUGGAUUUCCAUACUAUGAAAAUAAAGCUUCGUGAUUGCCAGUAAGUAUCUGUUAAAGUUAAGCAAUAACCUAUGCCUCCCUUUGAUCUCAAAGUUUUAUUUUGUCAUCAUUCAAUCUAGGGAUCUCAUGAAAUUUCGAAUUUCAAUCCCAGAAAUCAGUGUGAAUGCUUUCCCGCUCCUGGUGGAGACGCGGAUAGUUUCGAGCGGUAAAACUUAAAGCGGAUCAUUUCAGAAUUUUCAUGAGAAAUUUGGUAGCAAGAGAAUGGUGUAAAAUUAUUGAAGAAGAGUUUCGGCGUGUGAAUGAAAAAAAGGCUCAGGCCAUGGAAAUUUUAACCGGAGAACUCUCCGAUUUCUCGACAUCUCCUCAAGCCUCUGUAAGUUGGUGCAGUUCUCUGACAUAUUCUUUGUUAUGUUAUUCGUGAUAAUGAACGCAUGAUGCCCUCGCCAACAGGUACCAAGGACCUAACGAAUUUGUGGAUGACGCACGAACAGUUUUCUUGAACUGUGAAGAAUUUAACGAGGAUGAUUCAGAGGUAAGUCACGUGAAGUCUGAAUGGCGUCAUUAG
Messenger RNA from Pocillopora meandrina, 20794 nucleotides. NCBI's taxonomy places the organism in Eukaryota, Metazoa, Cnidaria, Anthozoa, Scleractinia, Pocilloporidae. The record is from the annotation of a GenBank genome assembly.